AUGGACAUACGAAAGCGAGUAUACAUGCUCUUCGGGAUCGAAUUUAGUGACAAUAAAGAUGACAAAGACGAGGAGUUGAUGUGGACGACUUUGGCGGCACCCAUAACUUUGUCGAGUAAAGAAGCUACCCAACGACUUAACUUGCCCGACCAACGGUAUGUAGGCUAUAAGUUUUGGUGGAAAAUGGUGAAAAGGCAUCGAGUGGCUGGAAAACUUGGGGCCAAUUUUGUGGGAUUUUUCCAUACUUACUAUGUCAUUUUGGCUCGAAGGGCGACAAGUGCGAGUGGUAUGAUGAAAAAUUAUCUUCGAAACCAAAUGUCCAUUCUUUGCAAGGAAUUCAACAACCGUAAGGAUUAA
Molecule: messenger RNA, 357 nt
Organism: Dovyalis caffra
Lineage: Eukaryota; Viridiplantae; Streptophyta; Magnoliopsida; Malpighiales; Salicaceae
Source: the annotation of a GenBank genome assembly